UGAUCGCCGGCGAAGGAUUCGGCGGUGUCAUCAACGCCGCCCUCGAGCUCGGAAAGGUCAGCGGUUCUUUCAAGGGAACUGAGAUUGCUCUGCCCGGUGCUGAGUGGUAA
Messenger RNA from Fusarium tjaetaba, 110 nucleotides. RefSeq lists its product as uncharacterized. The record is from RefSeq and is a predicted model, not a curated record. The transcript has a single exon. NCBI's taxonomy places the organism in Eukaryota, Fungi, Ascomycota, Sordariomycetes, Hypocreales, Nectriaceae. The annotation marks the transcript as partial.